Molecule: messenger RNA, 2082 nt
Organism: Rhodamnia argentea
Lineage: Eukaryota; Viridiplantae; Streptophyta; Magnoliopsida; Myrtales; Myrtaceae
Exons: 10
Coding region: 799-1953 (384 amino acids)
Source: RefSeq, a predicted model, not a curated record
UGGAAAUCGAUUGGCAAGGAAGGUUCUGGAUUCCAAAAAUUAGGAAAAGAGUUUCGGCAGCCUGGACCUGCUUGCCCCUAAUUUGUACUUAUCAAUUAAGACUAUUUUCGGCGAACGAAUAAUUUGGGUGGCCUGGGCAGGCCUGGCUCACCUUGUACAUCUUUUGGGCGAGCCUGGGCACCAAAACAGGCCUGGAGAUUUGGGCCUUACGGGCCUGGGCAGAUCACCUUAUUACCACUUAGGGUUGGCCCACCCAAUAAUUAAGGUCCAUUUAGUCAUUUGAUCAGUAGACGGAUGGACUGUGCAAGAAAAGCCUGUCUUGCACCAAAACCCAAACCGGAAAAAAAAAAAAUCCUGGGUCGGGCAAUUUCUUUUUUCAGGUGACACGUUAAAGCAGUAAUUUUGACGGGUUCCUCGGGUCGGGUAUCCUCUUGGAAACCAGCCACAGGUAACUAUAAAAGAAAACAAAAACCCAAUGAGCCAUGGUGUUUCGUGUUUCGUUCAAGCACUGUACCCUCCAAUCUCUGCUUGACUCGUCAAUCUCUGGACUACUGUGUGAGCUUUCCUCCUCGUCAAUUCCACAGAUCGUCUUGGGCGACGCCGCCCAUCUCCGGUGGCUCUCUGUAAAUCCUCAAUUCUUUGUUUGCUUCAAUUCCCGAGUGAACUGGGUCGUUCAGUUUUUGAGGGAUUGUGACGCUUACGUUAUUGGGCCAGGACAGUCCCCCAUCGGCUUCUCUCUCCAAGCUUGCUCACAUCUCCAUGACAACAUACUGAAGUAAUUAUCAUCCACGGGGCGUGAUGGGGUCGGAGGUUGAAACGCUUGAGGAGAGAUUAAAGUCUUCCUUGGUCCAUCUCCAUGCGGAAUGUGCCAUUCUUGAAAGGAUGGUGUACAAAAACAAGAACCAGCAUCGGCGUUGCUCCUAUUUCCAGUAUCUUUUGAAGGUAAGAAGGGAUCUGAGGCUUUUGCAGUCAGCUAAGCUGGAGGAGUUAUUAAGUUCUUGCUUUCAAGUGAUAACAGGAAAGAAGCCCAAACAGAAAGUUCAUCUUUUAGAAAGUCUGAAGUGGAGGAAGUGUGAUGUUGGGAAGCCUAAUUUCAUUGAACAACUUCAUGGCGUUGCUCGACUACUGUCACAGAUGGUUGAACCAAUGUUGAAGGCAGCAUGCGAGAUAUCGAUCUUACUUGCUCGAUUAUUUUUCAUGGGAUUUUCUAUGACAAUCUUGUCAUUGCUAGCGCGUCUCAGAGUACUGGUUCAGCAAAUAUUACUGGAUAUUGUUUCAGUAUUCAACAUUGUUUCUUCAAUUUCACAGAAAAAGCAGUCUGUAAAAUUAAUGCAUGAAGGAGUUGAGGUUUUUAGGGAAUUUUAUCCUACACAUCAAGAUUAUAUAAUGCUAGAGUGCAUAUGGAAAAUUGAUAAGUUCGUAUUGCUUGAAAGCACAUACAAGAGUGAGGGUAGCAAUUCGGCUGGUGACAGAGAAAAUGCUUCAGUAGGGGCACCAGCAAUACACUACAGAAGCAUCGACUGUUUUCUUGAAGAUGAAUGUGACUUGGUCCCUCAAAAGGCUGAGAUGGGUAAAGCUGCCGAGCAAGCUCUGCUUCGGGUUGAAGAGGAUGGGACUGAAUCUACUCCCAAUGCCUCCGUCCCUAGUGGCCAUGAGAAACAGAGUAAUGUCUCGAGUGAGGAGGGACAUGAUGCGACGACUACACAAACCCCUGAGAACGAGUUGUCUGUGGAUGGCGGGUUUCUUGAUGGUCCGUCACCAAGUUCAGACCUGUCAAACAUGAAGUCUGGAACCAAAAAGGUGGCCUUUGUUUCUAUAAAGAAACAUUCGCCAACGAGUAAUGUGGAUAUCAAUUCAAACAGAACUCGUGUGAAAAGCAGCAACCCCGAAGAUCCAUUCUUCAAUUUGCUUGCGGGCGGAAACCUUUGGGAAUCUCUUCUAAAUGACGAUUAGUAGGUGUUGUUGGUUUGUUCUUAGGUAUUGUCUAAUUUAUCUUAAUCACUAUUUUUAAAAACUUAUUCAUCUGAUUUAUAUCAUUGCACGGGCAAGUGACAAAUUGUUGGUAGUAAUUGAAAAUGCUAC